AUGACUCACAGUGCUGCACUCCCAAACUCCAUGCCUGGCCUGCCUGCCCGCGACAGGACUCCGUAUCCAAUGCCCAAUAAUAAUGCCGAUGCAAGGAGGAAAGGAGGAAAGGAGGAGCUGAUGAGACAUGGACAGGGAUACCACAAACCCAAGCAUUUUCAUCCCCCAGCCUGCCUGCCUGCCUCCCCUGCCUCCCCUGCCUCCCCUGCUUCCUGCCGGCCCAGCGAGACAAGCCCGAUACCGACGAACCAACGCCAAAGCGAGACCAAAGAAGACUUUAUCGAAAGUCUAAAGCCUCAAGGCUGCGUUGCCUAA
This is a messenger RNA of Cadophora gregata, 315 nucleotides long. RefSeq lists its product as uncharacterized. NCBI's taxonomy places the organism in Eukaryota, Fungi, Ascomycota, Leotiomycetes, Helotiales, Ploettnerulaceae. The transcript has a single exon. The coding region runs from base 1 to 315 and encodes 104 amino acids. The record is from RefSeq and is a predicted model, not a curated record.